AUGACGGAAAGCGGUAAUGGAAUUGUUAAUACGAGGCAACCGAAGUUGUUUCUCGAUGUUCCGGAUAUGACUUCUGAAGCAAAGAAAACGUACGCUGAGCUGGAUGUAUGUACGUAUACGCCUAAAAACUUGGGUGAUUCUAAGCAUGAGUUUAUGGAAUGUGACUGUUUUGAGGAAUUUCGGGACGGUUUAAACCAUGCGUGCGGUGAGGAUUCUGAUUGUAUAAAUAGAGCCACUUUAAUUGAGUGUGUGAACGGUCUUUGCAAACACUCGUGCGGUACUGACUGUCAGAACCAAAGAUUCCAGAAGAAAGCGUAUGCAGAUAUAUCUGUUUUCAAGACGGAGCGGAAAGGUUUCGGCGUCCGUGCCAAUUCUGAUAUUGAACCACACAACUUUAUUUAUGAAUAUAUUGGAGAAGUAAUACAGGAGGAAGAGUUUCGUAACCGGAUGGUGAAAUAUGACCAAAUGGGAUUUAAGCACUUCUACUUUAUGAUGUUGCAGACCGGACAGUUCAUUGAUGCUACGCUAAAGGGGUGUAUUGCCAGAUUCUGCAACCAUUCUUGUAAUCCUAAUGCAUACGUUAAUAAAUGGGUAGUUAACGGGAAAUUAAAGAUGGGUAUUUUUGCCAACAGACACAUCAGCAAGGGAGAAGAAGUGACGUUUGAUUACAACGUUGAUAGGUACGGUGCCAAUGCACAGCCAUGUUACUGCGAGGAACCAAACUGUAUUGGAUUCCUUGGUGGUAAGACUCAAACUGACGCGGCAUCGCUAUUGCCUCAAAGUUUUGCAGAUGCCUUAGGUAUAAGGCCGUCCAUGGAGAAAAAAUGGAUCAAUAUGAUGAAGGCCAAGGGUGAGAAAAUAGCUAAAAGUGACACCACAACGGUUAACGUCGACUUCGUUAAUUCUUUAUCACUAGAACCCUGUACGAAGACUGAAGAUGUUAAUCGUGUGAUGAGUGUAUUAUUACAGAUAGAUGACGCCUUCAUUGCAGAAAAGCUACUUGAAAGGAUCACUUUGACUGAAGAUGAAGCAAUGCAUUAUCAGUUCAUCAAAUUGCAUGGUUACUUGAUCUUUAGUAGACUUAUCACAAUGUUUGAAGAUAAGCCAGACAUUAUAUGGAAGAUUUUAAACUUCUUGUUAGUUUUACCCAAGACAACUAAAAAUGGUAUAAUUCAUUCUGGAAUUGAUAAGAAGGUCGAACAAUUAAAGAAUACUCCUAAAUUUGAAGUGAUAUGUGAAGAUCUAUUAGAGAAAUGGUCCAAAUAUGAAACUUACACCAGAAUCUCCAAGAAAGAUAUUUCAGAAAAUAGCAAAGUUAUAGAUUUACGGCGGAUACGUUUACCUAUCGGUUGGGAAAUCAUUCAUGAGAAUGGCAGACCAGUGUAUUAUAAUGCUCAAAGGCAGAUCAAACAAGCCAAUCCUCCAACUGAUUCUGCUUAUAGAUCGAACUCAAGCCAUAACCUUUCUGGAGUUUCUGAUCCUAAAUCGAGAUCAGCAACACCUUCUUCAAAUACCAGUCGGUAUAGUGGGUCUGUUAAGUACAUACCCACGCCUACUUAUGGCCAGAUGCAGCAGAAAAGAACGCUAUCUCCAGAAGAAUACGAGAAAAGGAAAAAAUCGAGAAUCGAGUGGGAACAAAAGGAGUUAGAACUAAGGAAAUUAAUGGAGCAAGAGACUUUAAAAGCAAAAUUGGAUCAAGAAACCCAAAAGAAGAGCGAAUUGGAGAGAAUCAUCGAGGAGGCCAAUAAACAGAAAGAACUUGAAAGGCUUCAGAAAUUGAAACAGCAACAAGAGGAUGAAGAAAGGAAAAAAGUAAAGAAACAAGCUAGUCAUGUCAAUGCUAUCGAAAAUAAAUGGGUCAAGUUCUUCGCUCAACAUGUUCCAAACUUAAUUAAAAAUUACCAAAAGGACGUGGGCAAAGAUGUUCUCAAGGAAUCUGCUAGAAACAUUGUCAAGUCUCUUGCCCAAAAGGAAUUGAAGAAAGACAGUUCUAGAUCACCACCUGAAGAACUCUCUAAAGAGAAAAGAGCUAAAGUUAAAACGUUUUCGAUGCAGUAUAUGGAUCGAUUGGUUGCCAAGAUGAAAGAAAAGAAAGAGAAGAAACGUUGA
Messenger RNA from Kluyveromyces lactis, 2109 nucleotides. It is a transcript of the gene SET2, whose product is annotated as histone methyltransferase SET2. Gene Ontology annotation, biological process: regulation of DNA-templated transcription. Gene Ontology annotation, cellular component: chromatin; nucleus; chromosome. The record is from RefSeq and is a predicted model, not a curated record. The transcript has a single exon. Gene Ontology annotation, molecular function: histone H3K36 methyltransferase activity; protein binding. Lineage: Eukaryota; Fungi; Ascomycota; Saccharomycetes; Saccharomycetales; Saccharomycetaceae. Bases 1 to 2109 code for a protein of 702 amino acids.